This is a messenger RNA of Geodia barretti, 813 nucleotides long. The record is from the annotation of a GenBank genome assembly. NCBI's taxonomy places the organism in Eukaryota, Metazoa, Porifera, Demospongiae, Tetractinellida, Geodiidae.
AUGGGCACAUUCGACGGAAAAGUGGUAAUCGUCACUGGUGGCGCUCAUGGCAUCGGAAGGGACACUGCGAUCGAAUUCGCCAAGGAGGGUGCCAGCGUCGUCAUCGCAGACGUUAACGAGGAGGCGGGUCGGGCAGUUGAAACCGAACUGAAUCAACUGGGCACGAGCGGUCUCCUCGUCGUGGCAGACGUUUCGCUCCUUGCCGAGUGCAGUCGAGUGGUCGCGGAGACGGUCGAGGCUUUCGGCGGUGUGGAUGUGCUGUUCAACAAUGUUGGCAUUCAGUCACCCGAUUCGUACCGGAACGUCGAGGAUACGUCGGAAGAGAUGUGGGAUCGCAUCUUGAACGUGAACCUCAAGAGCUACUACAUGAUGUCGAAGUUCGCAAUACCUGAAAUGCGGAAGCGGGGCGGGGGAGCGAUAAUCAACACCGCAAGCGUUCAGGGCCUUCAGUCACAGAAACUAGUACCUGCUUAUGCUGCCAGCAAGGGCGGUGUGCUGUCGCUGACACGUCAGAUGGCUCUCGACUACGCCGAGGAAAAUAUACGGGUGCUUGCAGUCUGCCCAGGCACUAUCGACACUGAGAUGGUUCGAACCGUCGCUCGCCUGGAGGAUGGCGACCCUGACCGUAUCGUCGCCGAGUGGGGUAAAGGACACCCCAUCGGCAGGGUCGGUCAGGGACUGGACGUCGCCAACGUAGUGCUGUUCUUGGCGAGUGAGAAGGCGAGUUUCAUGACUGGGGAACAUGUCAACGUGGAUGGCGGAUUUAUGGCACUCGGAGCGUGGGCUUCAGGCGCGGGCGCGGCGCAGGAGUAG